This is a messenger RNA of Exaiptasia diaphana, 6177 nucleotides long. Its product is annotated as histone-lysine N-methyltransferase SETD1B. Gene Ontology annotation, molecular function: RNA binding; protein binding; histone H3K4 methyltransferase activity. Gene Ontology annotation, cellular component: Set1C/COMPASS complex. The transcript is spliced from 12 exons. Bases 113 to 5098 code for a protein of 1661 amino acids. The record is from RefSeq and is a predicted model, not a curated record. Lineage: Eukaryota; Metazoa; Cnidaria; Anthozoa; Actiniaria; Aiptasiidae.
CAAGGAGGAAAACAAUGUCUGCGAGGUAGUGCUUACAAAUUUCUACUUUUCAGACCAUUGCAUCUCAAAGGAGCAUCAACUGAGAGCUCUGUGACUCAUGUGAUGUACGGCAAUGUCCUAUGAACCGCCUGGGUUCACUAAAAACUCUAUCUACAGCCAUGGAAAAGUCUACGAAAGUACGAGCAAAGUUGGGUCUACGUUCUCCAGCUUUGAGAAGCCAGUUGCAAAUGGUGCUGCAAAGUACCUCAGUCGGAAUGAAGGCGGAAGACACAAACGAAAUUACAAACUCCUCAUCGAUCCUGCUUUGAAGAAAGGAUCCGAAAAAAUUUUUCGCUUUGAUGGCGAAUUUCCUGGGCAACCACCAAUUGUCCCAAAGGACCCACGCUCAAGAAGGACUCGAAUUUGGACACUGAAUAAAGCCGAUCUACCUGUACCCAAUUUCAAGUUCGACAAGUACUAUGUUGGCACGCCACCGCAAAGAGAAGUUGUAUUCACAGGACUUAAUGAUAAUGUAGACAAAAAAUUCCUGCAAGAAAUGUGUCAAAAGUAUGGCAAGGUUGAACAUAUCAAAAUUUACUACGACCCUCUCACGAAGAAACACGCCGGAAAGGCUCGUGUGACCUUUGACUUAACAAAAUCAGCCAAGUUGGCUUGUACUAAGCUGAAUUCAUUCUCAGUAAUGGGAAAUAUUAUUUCAACUCAGCUUGAACCAAAUCUUAAAGGAAUCAAUUCAAGACAUAAGUUACAUAAAAGCAUGGACAAACCAACCAGUAAAGAAUCAUUUUAUCAUCAACCAGCUAAACAGCCCAUCCACUACCCAACUCCUCCACCAUCUACAAACUGUCACUCCCCUUCUAUUGAUAGCAGCUUGUCAACUCCAUGUACACCAAAAACAAACCGACCUGUUGAUCCAAGGAUUAGAAAUACAACACCUGUCACUCCACCAUUACCUGAUCUGUCGUCGUCAACAAGCAAUGUUCAGAAAAGUUUUGGUUCACAGUUAUCAGGACAUGGAAUGUUUUCAUCUUCCUUGUCAUCUUCAUCAAGUUCAUUUGAGCCCAUUUCUCCUCCACCUGCACCAUCAAAAGAUUUUGAAGAUACUCCUGUAGAUGGCGCACCACCGCUACCACCUCCCAUUGAUACAAGUGCUUCAUUUUUACGCUAUGAAGAUAUCUCACCUGAGCAACCUCCUACUCCUGAUGCUGUGCAGAAUACCAAGAGUUUUAAUCUAGUCCCAACAAGAAUUAGUGAUGAAUCUAAGAUCUCUAGAAUGAUUGAAAGUGUCAGGAAAGAUUCAAGUAGACACAGCCCUGGCAGGGAUCCUAGUCGUUCACCAAAAAGUGACAAAUAUGAUUCUAGAAGUCAUGACUUGAAACACUAUAGUGAACAUGACAGAGAUAAGUACAGGGAUCGCUACUACAGCCGUGAUUAUAGAGAUGAAAAGGAUUAUAGACGAGACACUAAAAGAUCUGAUAGAUAUUCUGAGCAUAGAUAUAGUAGACAUUAUGAUUCCUGGAAAGACUCUUCCUACAGUGAAUAUAAAUCCAGGAAAAGUGAAUACAGUCGAGGAAGCUACAGAGAUGACUAUGAUAAAAGACAUGGUGACAAAUCAAAAGACAAUUCAAAAUAUAAAAGAAGUGAUCGAUAUUCAACAAGUCCUAGAAGACCUGAAGACAGAGACCGAUAUACCACAAGUCCUCAUAGAAGUGAUGACCGCAGGAAAUCAGAAGACUUGUACAGUAAAGAUGAUUCUAAGUCAAGAGACCGGCAUGGGGUAAGAUCACCUGUUGAUGGUGAAACGUAUCCUUAUACAUCAAGUAGAGAAGAUAAGCGAGGAUCAAGAGGAACACGGAAUCAGUCCCCUGCUAAAUAUGGAAAAUCUCCUGUAACGUCUCACUCGAGAAAAGGACCAGUUAGUCCACCUGGUAGCCCAAAUGAAGUUAUUAGCUAUCAUGGUUCAAAUAGACACUCUAAAGAACCAGCAAUUGAUGAUCAGUUUGGUUCAGAUAAGGAAAAAACCAAACAGUUGUUUGGUCUUGAUGUUAUACGAAAAAGAAAAUUGUCCAAUAGCACUGAUGAUAGUGAAGAUUGUAACUUCAAGUCCAAAAAGUCACAUUCCAAAAAACUUACUGAGUGUGAAAAUGAGAGAUAUUCUCCUGAACUUUUUGAUGAAUCUAAGAACAAGAAUGAAGAAACAGCAUGUGAAUCAGGACAGCAUAAGACUGAUGAUUUGCCAGAGAUUGAGGAUAUAUCACCUUGCCCAUCACCCCAAGGAACAGUAACUGUUAAUGCCGAAGUAGUGAAGACAUCAGAAGAGCACAGCAGUCUUUAUUCAGACAUUGAAACCAAUGAUGAAUUAGCAACGACUGACAGCAAAACUGAGGACCAGGAUGACGAUGCCAUGUCGCUCUCAUCCAUCAGCUCAAAUGAAGACUUUGAACUUAAUGAACCAUCCAAAAAGAUAUCACCUCAACCAAAGACUGUCUCUGUUCCUCCACCAAACAUGGUGUUCUCCUUGCCACCUCCCAUGAUUCCUCCUCCUUUGCUCUUUAACCCUCAUGUACCUCCCCCUGGGAUACCAAUUCCUCCUCCUUAUCUUCCUCCACCUUUGCCUGGAGCUAUUCCCACUCAUAUGCCUCCUCCUCGUCUAAGUGGUGUUCCCAUACCUCCACCCAUACCACCACCUACUGUACUACCCCCUAUACCAGGAACAUCUACAUCAUAUUCGAACAGAUACCAGCCACCUAUCGGAGGAUAUAGAGGACAAGGUUUUGAGUAUAAACCAAGCAAACAAGAACAAUACUGGAACUGGAAGAGACAGAUAAUUGAGGUGGUUUGUAAGACGAUUCACAGUGAUCUUGAUACUGUUUUAAGCAGGGAUGUCCUUCGUAAGCUGGUUGAAUCAUCGGCAUUCAAGAGUCUUGAUGCUUGGUGGGAGAACCAAAAGAAACCAAAGCCAGCACCAACAUCAUCAAGUACAUCAAGUACUGCUACAGUUGGACAAGUGACAUCAUCAUCAUCUACAUUGCUUGGCCCUAGUCCCUUUGAUCGCUCUCAUAGUAUGGCACUUGGUUUCCGUGCGUCAUUACCAAAACUACCAUCAUUUAGACGUCGUGCUCCAGAACCAAAGGAAGACAUCGAUAAGAAGGAAGAACUUUCUAAAGCGCUCACUGAAAAGACUUCACAUGUUGGUUUCUCAAAGAAGAGAAGAAUAGAUGAUUCAGAAACUGAUACUGAGACAUUAAGCUCUUUGCAUGAAGGAAAGAGGCAGCGUACAACGAGUAAUUUACUUGAUGAUGAUGAUGAUAGAAGUCAGUCUCCAUGGCAACAUCUUGAUGACAAUUUGGAAGCUGCACCCCCAGCAAUGGAUGUCAGAGUGACAAAGGGUACUGAUAGACGGACAAGCACAGGGUCUUCCCUGUACAACACUAUCUACUCUAGUGAGAGUGAAGGGGAAAGUGAAAGUGAAGAUGAGAGUGAAUACAAAGAUGAAAGUGAAGAUGAGCAAGAAGAGUCCAGCGAAGAGGAAGUAUCUAGUGAUGAAGAAUCAGAAGAGGAAUCUGAAGAAAGUGAUGAAGAUGAAAAGAAGGAAAUUCAAAUAGAUUUAAGCAAAAUUCAAGAUGAUAAACUUGAUGAUGAUUCAGAGGACGUUGAAGUGGGCAGACUUGUGGACAGCGAGGAUAGCUUAGUAGAAAGUGCACUGGAGGAAAAUGACCAAGUGUCCUUGAAAAGUACUGUAGAAACUGUGACACUCUCACAAACUACAAAGUUUGUUAACUUAGAAACUCUUCCAAUGCUUCCUGAUAAGGAUAAAGAAACUGUAAAGGAUGAUGAACUUGAUUCUUCUAAAGAUAAAAUUAAAACAGUUGAAGAAGAUUUAAUAACAGAGGAAAUAAAAGACAAGGAUGAUAUAUUGAAAGAUGAUAAAGAAUAUGAUAAAUCAGUUGACCUUGAAGUAAAGGAAAUUACAGAGAAUCAUGAAAAAACAGAAGCUAAACUUUCUAUUGCUUCUCUUGUGGAACUUGAUCAUUCAUAUGGACUAGCUCCUAGGGAUGCUACUCCUACCAUAGACGUUGAAGGGCUAGAAAAUGAAACUCCUGAGAAGGAAGUUAUCGCUGACCAUGUAACUCCAAAAGUUGAAAAGAAAGAGGCAGUCAAAGAAAAGCCAGUGUUGGUACCUGUACGUAAGCAAUUGUUUCCUGUGCGGAGUUUUGAACAAGAUGAUGAACUUGUCUAUGAAUUCCUUAAAACUGGCUUGGACUACGAAGAUGCACACUUUUUAAGGACUGGAUUUGAGCAGCUGAAUCAAGUGUGUUCUGAGUCUGUUAUCGCUGCAAAGUGGAGCUUUCAUCCUGUGACUACACUGCCUCUUAACCAGCCCACUCCAAAACGCAGGCGGCAAAAGAUUGAUUUUGGUACACAGCAUGUGACUGGGUGUGCUCGAUCCGAAGGUUAUUAUAAGAUAGAUAAAAAGGAAAAGGCUAAAUUUGCAGAAAACUUACACAAGCAAGUGGAAGAAAAGGAUGCACCUGAUGUGGAAGAACCGAAAUUGGAUGCAAGCAAAGGAAAACAGUUAUCACGUGAGAAUCGAGCCAUGCAGAGAAGACUGCAGUCAGUUGUUUUUAAUGAAGACUUUGGAGAUAUACUUAAAUUCAAUAAACUUAGGGUUCGCAAGAAGCAGCUCAAGUUUGCCAAAUCUCCCAUCCACGACUGGGGCUUAGUUGCCCUGGAACCAAUCGCAGCAGAUGAAAUGGUUAUAGAAUACGUUGGAGAAAUGAUCCGUCAAGUUAUUGCUGAUACUAGAGAAAGGAAUUAUGAAGAACGUGGUAUUGGCAGUAGCUACAUGUUUCGUCUUGAUGAGGAAACCAUUAUUGAUGCUACAAUAAAAGGCAACUUUGCUCGGUUCAUUAACCACUGCUGUGAGCCCAACUGCUAUGCAAAGGUGAUUGCCAUGGAAAGUGAGAAGAAAAUUGUUAUUUACUCCAAAAGAGACAUUCAAGUAAACGAAGAAAUAACUUAUGACUACAAAUUCCCUCUGGAAGAUGAAAAAAUACCAUGUUUGUGUGGAGCCCAACACUGUAGGGGCACAUUGAAUUAACCAAACUAUGAAAAUAUUUAUUCUAUUAUCUGUUGAAUGGCAUUAAUACCAAAAGUGAAUAUUUUUCUGUUUAACGGUUGACAAUAUUUUUGAAUAGUUUCAUAAAAUCUUUUAUUGUUAAGGCUGAAACUGAGACUGUAUUUGAUACUGAGCUGAAGUAAUGAAAUCUUUGAAAUCAAGUAGAAAUAAUAAGUGCAUUUGUUGGACAAACAUAUGAUGAACAAUUGACAAUUCUCAUUCCUGUCAUGUAGCACCAUUAGAGGCAUGAUAAGCUUGUUUAAUUGCAAUUAUUAUCAUGUGAAAUGAUUAUCAAUUAUUUUAGUGUUGAUGCAUAUAGAGUGGAGGUCAUAUCCAUGAAACAAUUCUUAGCUAUUUUAUUACAAACUAGUACUUAAUUAUGCAUUUGAUGAAUUCAAAGAGUGAAUUAUCAAGCAAAGAGCCUCUAAUGCAUAUGCAUUAUGGCUUAUUGUCACAUUUUGAGGAAAUUAAGUAUUUUAUUGUAAGUGAAGAUGUUUUCGCAGAAAAACAAUGCCAAAUGAUAUUGGUAAUCAUUCUGAUCAUGAAUUCACAAAAGAUUUAAACAAUAAUAUUGCUUUUCAGUUGUGUUCACUGCAGAAUUAAUGAAAAUCAACUACUACAGGCUAAAUUUGUUUCUCAGUAAAAUUACUGAGUUGAAGUUGAUUAUGAAGUUAAUAUAUGUAUAUUAACCUUGAAUUCAGUCAGAAAUAUGACAUAAGCCCCACAAAGGAAAAUCAAUUUAAUGAUAUGAUGACAAAACUACUUACUGCCUGUACUUCCCUUCCACAUUUGUACAGUCUCAAAUUGAGGAGUUACUUUCAACACAAGAUGGUUAUAAAAUUGUUUCAUGUAUUGACUGCCAUCACUGUUAUAUGCAUAGCAAAUGAUGAACUUAUAGCAAUUAUUUAAAAGAUAUUGAGAAAUUCAUAUUUCAGUUCAGUUUCACCACUACCUCACAGCAUGACGUUUUUAAAAAUGUAUGAAAUACACAAAGCCGUUUGAUAAUAUGUAUAUAUUUGACCUAAUAAAAGGUUACUUUUCAAAUAAAGUCCUGUUGUAAA